AUGCCGGGGAGAGCUUAUCUCGAGCCAGAAGAAGCGGAAUACCCAUUAGUACCAACACCAAAGGAAUUGGAGCUCUCUCAGCAACUAGUGGAGCUUCAAAAAGAGAAAGAUCAUCACGAAACUCGAGCGCUUGCUCGUAUUUGCGACCUUGAGUCACAGAUCCACAAAUUACAGGCUCGCAUUCAUGACCUUGCUUUGAUGUUGGAAAAUACAAAGCGAAGUCAACUUCUAACUCAGCAAGCUGCUGUGGAGGAGGAGCGAAUGCAUUGGAAGGCGAUCGUUCAAAAUCUUCAGUUAGACCUUGAUCGAGAAAAAAAUGACAAAGAAGCGCAGAAAAAGUGGCAUGAACGAUUUCUCUCGCCAGUCACUGUUUCUCAAGAUAUCUUCGCAGUAUCUGCAUCUAAAAUUCAAUCACCUGGAAACGGCUUAGAAAAGCGUGUUUUUGCUCAUUUUGCUCAAAGUCUGGCACUUCUUCCAGCAUCUCAAGCGCCAUACGUUGUUAAAGCAGGAAUUCUUCCAUUUCUUGUGCACUUAUUGCAAGAGCAGAUGGGAGACGUUGUCAUUGGCUCCGUUCUCAUUGCGUUUGUACAUCUUGCAAUUUACGGUGUCAAGUCACAGUCUUGUCAACAUACUUCCUUGAGUCGUGAAAUAGAUGUUCGCGAACAAAUUGUGAAGGCUGGAGUUGGUGCACCGCUGGUCGAAAUUCUUGAACACUCUCAAAAUGCUCGAAUCCUUGUGGAAGCAUCGCGUUUGUGUGCGGCUUUAGCGACUUUUGCUCCUAACAAACGCGCGUUGGCCUCGAAAAAUGUCGUGCGAUUUCUAAUCCAGCACUUAGUGCCAUGCAUUCUCUCACGCAGUCAAGAAAUGUGUGACAAUGACAACGAAGAAAGAUCUACUGUCAAGCUGGAUACACUAUCUUUUCCUUGGGAUCCAAACGUACAACAUAGUAUGCUGAUCGCUCUUGUCAACUUAUCUCAUGGUUGUGAAAACCUACGAGCUCAAAUUGCGGCUAGUCCAACUUUUGUGUCAAUUGUAGUGCAUUACCUAAAACAAAGUCCUGAUGUCAACGUGCAAAUUGAAGCUGCUAAGCUUCUUGGGAAUAUGGCAUACAACAAUGCUGUUAAUCAAAGCAUAUUGAUGGCGGCCGAUACGGCAACAGCAUUAUCUACUUGCCUCACAGCUGUAAAUUUGCAACGAAGUUCACAACUUGUUCGAGCUGGAGCAAUUGGACUUGCCAAUUUGGCUUAUACGUCAACGAACCAACUCAUUAUUGGCAAUAGCGAUACGUCGACUUUACUUCUUCAAUUGCUGGUUGAUGCUGUAAAGAUACCAACCGUCAUUGAGGGGGCAUCCAUUGCACUCGCUUGUCUUUGUCAUCAAAACCCAUCGAACAAAGCUCGAGUUGCCGCACAAAAUGGACUUCAAGUAUUGCUAUAUGCACUUCAGGCGACCUUGAAUUUGGCAGAAAAUGACGUAGAAGGCAGCCAUGAUGCAGCACUUAUUGCACUUUGCGAGUCUUUCGCCAUUAUUGUUCACUCAAGGGUUAAUCGUCAACACGCAACGGAACUCGACGGCCACGUUAUUCUUUGUAACUUGUGCUCGUCAGCGAAGAACCUGAUGCUAGUUAAAGCUUCAGCACAUGCGAUUUGUGCCAUGGUUCCACCUCCAAACGAGCGAAAUGCCUUGAUUGCAGAUAAUCGAGAAAGUGAAAUGGAAACUAAAUCAAUCACGCUAGAGACUCUCGAACGUGCACGUUACAUAUUGAAACAGGAGGCUCAGCGUGUUCUAGUUCCCAAUGAGGAUGAAAAUACUGCAAUGGGAGGCCGACUUCGAUGGCUUACGCGAACUAUUGAUACACUUGUUAGCUAUCGAACGCCAUCAGUUUUAUCGUCACAGUAUAUGGAAGGCGACAACGUUGCCGAAUUUUGCGAUCGGAGUAGCUUAUUGUUGGAGUCAUUUUCGUCUGUUCUGCCUGACGAACUCUGUCCUCAAUUUUUUUACGAUGAUCAAAGCUGA
Messenger RNA from Plasmopara halstedii, 2016 nucleotides. Its product is annotated as Armadillo-type fold. The transcript is spliced from 4 exons. Lineage: Eukaryota; Oomycota; Peronosporomycetes; Peronosporales; Peronosporaceae. Gene Ontology annotation, molecular function: protein binding. The record is from RefSeq and is a predicted model, not a curated record. The coding region runs from base 1 to 2016 and encodes 671 amino acids.